Messenger RNA from Limulus polyphemus (Atlantic horseshoe crab), 967 nucleotides. It is a transcript of the gene Atg10, whose product is annotated as ubiquitin-like-conjugating enzyme ATG10. Gene Ontology annotation, cellular component: intracellular anatomical structure. Gene Ontology annotation, biological process: protein modification by small protein conjugation; macroautophagy; protein lipidation. NCBI's taxonomy places the organism in Eukaryota, Metazoa, Arthropoda, Merostomata, Xiphosura, Limulidae. The transcript has 4 exons. Bases 411 to 749 code for a protein of 112 amino acids. Gene Ontology annotation, molecular function: Atg12 transferase activity. The record is from RefSeq and is a predicted model, not a curated record.
CUGAGCCUGUACUUGACUGAAGAAAACUUUUGGAAGAGAAGUUGUUUUCUUUGUAGCUUAGAUUUUAAAUUACAAGUUACUUUAACAUUAAUUAUUGUAAUAUAAUAUUUUUUCGCUUUAGAGUUAUUAUAGCAUUUAAUUUUCAUUUUAUUAGUAUAACAUGCCUGCCCAAAAUAAAGAAUGGUAUUACUAUUAAUAAUUCGGAAAUGUAGAUAUAUUGUUUAGAUACUUUUUAAAUUAUAUAACUUGAAAGAGAAAAUUAAUUUCUAAACAAAACAUUUAAACUAUAUUUGUACCACCAACAACAAUAAUUAGUACUUUAAACAUUUUCGUAAUGCCUCUAUUCAAAAAUGAGCUCAUCCAUCCAAUUCGUCACUUCCGCAUUGAGCGAGUUCUGAACUUCAGGCCCAAUGUCAGGCUACAUUAGUUGGGAAAAUUUUCUUUUUGAAAUCAAGAAUUUUCAAGCGGCAUCUUCAAGUCUUCGUGAUGGCUGGGAACUUAGAGUUUUAAAGGUGCUGGCUAGCGACGCUAGUAAUCGAUUGGUGACGUUCGAGUACCACGUGAUUUACAGUAUCAGUUAUUCCGUUCCUGUUUUGUACUUCACAGCUUGGAGACAAGAUGGUACUCCUUUGUCUCUCGAGGAGGUGUGGGAUCAGGUUCCUCGGUGUUAUCAAGAACAGUUAAAACAACAACGCUGGUCUAUUCUAACUCAACAGCAACUACCUCUUAUUAUGGUUGAGUACCGUUAGUCCAUUGGUCGGACUGGAGCUUUCGAUGAGGUACGCAGAGCUGUGCUCUAUCAAACGGAAUUGUUCAACAACGACUUCCUAGUGUUUCAAAUAGUAUAAAUUUUGUUUCCACUAUGUUUCCAAUCUAUAGGUUUUGAAUAAAACUAUAUCAUAAGAUUAUGUUUAUGAUUACAUUUUGUCACGAAUAAAGGUUUAACCAUAAAAAUCCAACCAAAGCA